Molecule: messenger RNA, 2878 nt
Organism: Lampris incognitus (smalleye Pacific opah)
Lineage: Eukaryota; Metazoa; Chordata; Actinopteri; Lampriformes; Lampridae
Gene: st3gal3a
Product: ST3 beta-galactoside alpha-2,3-sialyltransferase 3a
Exons: 11
Coding region: 612-1703 (363 amino acids)
Molecular function (GO): sialyltransferase activity
Source: RefSeq, a predicted model, not a curated record
CUCUCCGGAGGAAACUCCCCUCGGUGGAGCUUGGGUGCUGGAGACUGCGGGGGAGUCGCUCAGGCAGCUGCCAGGCAGCUUCCUGUUUGCUUUAGGAUGUUUUCGGGUAAUGCCAAACCCCUGAAGAGCACCAGACUUGUGGCUCGUCUUGUCUGUCCGGUAAGGGAGCCAACGGUCGUCUCGGCUCCAGCUAGCAUGUUAGCCCGUAGCUGAACUAGCAGGCUGUAACUAGCAGGCUGUAACUAGCAGGCUGUAACUAACAGGCUGUAGCUAGCAGGCUGUAACUAGCAGGCUGUAACUAGCAGGUUGUAGCUAGCAGGCUGUAACUAGCAGGCUGUAGCUAGCAGGCUGUCUCGGCUGGGCAGGUUGUCAGCAUCCUGACCUGGAGACCGGCUGUCUCCGCUUAUUCACAGCAGCUACACCGGAAUAUUGUUAGACCACAGAAUGCUGCCGAAGCCAGGCUAUAGUUAUGCUAGCAACAUUAGCUUCAGCAGUUAUUAGCGGGCAAGACGAACGAACGAACCGCGUUUUAAAGAGUCGUGUUGGAGUUUGGGAGAUACGAAGUGAAUCUGCAGUAAACGUGUUGGCUGUGCCAUGAACGGUAGCUGGAGAUGAGAAUGAAGCCCUAUCGCAGCUUUCUCGUGGGGCUCUGCUCCAUGUUGGCCCUGGGGCUCUUCUUCUACUCCUCAGGAAGGCUGAGUUUACGAGGCCGGGGCCAGAAGUCUCUGUACGACAGCCAAGGAUUCCUGCUAACGCUGAAUAGCAGUCUGCCUUUGGAGCUGAAAUACAAGUAUGGCAAUCUGAGUAAGGAUGCUUGUAAGCCUGGUUUCACAACUGCCAAGAUGACUGCUAUUUAUCCAAAGUUCACCAAACCAGUGCCCAUGUUCCUUGAUCCAAAUUUUAAAAGAUUCUCCAAGAUCCACGAUUAUGUUCUCCCUUUUGGAAUAAAAUCACAAGAAAAGAUCAUAGAUAUUCUCCUAGCAGCCACUAAAAGGUAUGGCCUGGGAGAUGAGCUUGACAGUUUGAGCUGUAAGAAAUGCAUCAUCAUAGGAAAUGGAGGAAUCCUAGCCAAUAAGUCUCUGGGCCAGAGAAUUGAUGAGUUUGAUGUUGUGGUCAGGUUGAACCAGGCCCCAGUAAAAGGCUUUGAGAAAGAUGUGGGAUCCAAGACCGAUAUCCGCAUCACCUAUCCCGAGGGAGCCAUCCAGAAGGCAGGAGACUAUGAGAGAGAAUCCUUGUUUGUCCUUGCUGCCUUCAAAGGUCUGGACCUGAACUGGUUGCAGCACAUUAUCUUCAACCGGAGGCUGUACAGCACAGACGGCUUCUGGAAGUCAGUGGCCCAGCACGUCCCCAGAAAGCCCAGUGACAUGCGCAUCCUGAACCCCUACUUCAUCCAGGAGGCGUCAUUCAAGCUGAUAGGCUUGCCUCACAACAACGGCCAGAUGGGCAGAGGGAAUAUUCCAACCCUGGGGACAGUUGCUAUAACGAUGGCCCUCCAUAACUGUGAUGAAGUGGCUGUUGCUGGAUUUGGUUACAACAUGGGCACUCCAUAUGCCCCCCUGCACUACUAUGAGAAGACCAGGAUGUCAGCAAUCAAAGAAUCUUGGACUCACGACAUAUCUAAAGAGAAGGAGUUCUUGGUCAAGCUUGUGACAGCGGGAGUCAUCCAGGACCUGACUGGUGGGAUCCGCGCUACAGGACGAUGACAGUCUUUAGUGGAAAGCGUCAGGCUGGCUGCCUCAUGUUGGGCCCUGCUCUACUCCGUCCCAUCCAGCCUGUCCUAGCAUGUCCUUGUGGCCUGGAGGAGGAAUUAGAGGGGGACCGGUAAGCUGUUGCUCCCAACCAGAGAGCAGGGUUGGCAGAUAUCAUUCACAACAGACAGUGCAAAGACUGAUGCCCUUAGUCCUUAUACACAUAUUUACAUUUCACAAAAACAUAAAGAUGCUGUUAUCUUACAUGUUGCAAGCAACUGCUUGUUCAACAGCACUGCAGUAUUACUGCUUGGUGAGCUGGUUUUCCAGUGCCUGCCUUGGUGUCCAUCAAGGCAUGUAGGAAGCCCUUGUCCAGGGGGUAUGUAAGUGGUUUGAGGAAUUGUUGGCAUUGGGGAAUAAAGCUAGCGGCCCUUGAACGAGGCCACCUGCCUUAUUAACCUGCUCCUCCAAACCGCUGCACGCUGAGGUGCCAAGGAGAAGCUGUUGCCGGCUGUAAGCGUCGAGACUGUGCCAAGAAGACUGCCAGAAGUGUCCUUCCAUUCAUUUACUUGAGUUGAAGAACGAUGUCAAUAUCAACGGAAGGAUCCUGCUCGAGUAAAAGUACUGUAAAAGUACUGUAUAUUUGUUGUAUUUUCUAUGUUUGUAGCUGAAGUUGUCUGUCAUGAGAUGCCAUCCCGACAGGUGUGUUAAUCACAGGUAAUGUUAAUCACAGGCCCCCAGUCCUGCUGGACUGAGGGCCCAACAGCCCUGUUUACCAGGAGCGAGACAUAAUUCACUUUGCACGCCUGUCAUUUUGUUCUAGAAAGCCAAGGCAGCAGUUGGUUGAAAAGCCAUUUAUUACUUGUUGUCAUGAUGUGCUGGGGUGCCAUUAUGUUAGUUGUUUUUUUUAUGUUGUCUCUGUAUCCAUCAAUCAUACGUGAGUGUUUUUGCAAUCUGUUUAGAAGAAAUGAGCUUCACAUAUAUUUAUUUUCAGUAAAGAAAGUCAGUUUUAUUUCAGAGUUAGAGUGUAUGGAUGUGUUGCAUAGAUAAUACAAACGUGCACAUCUUCAGUCCAGCUACUGUUCAUGGACUUCAAGCAAUUUAAUGCACAAGCCAAAGAAAUGAUUUGUUAACCCCUGACCCCGAGCACCGCUACUCAAGUUAUUAUGUCACAAAGUAAUAAAAGAUGU